Molecule: messenger RNA, 2350 nt
Organism: Peromyscus leucopus (white-footed mouse)
Lineage: Eukaryota; Metazoa; Chordata; Mammalia; Rodentia; Cricetidae
Product: lysine-specific demethylase 2B-like
Biological process (GO): regulation of transcription by RNA polymerase II; protein demethylation
Molecular function (GO): histone demethylase activity; protein binding; transcription coregulator activity
Source: RefSeq, a predicted model, not a curated record
AUGUCAGCGCGCGCGAGUCUGGGCCCACCAUGAGCCAUGGCCAUGUCCGUGAGCGCCGAGGACCACGACUAUGAAUCGGAGCCCGACCAGAACCGGGUGGUGGGCCGGCCGAAGGGUAAGCUGGGCCCGGCCUCAGCAGUGAAGUUGGCCGCCAACCGAACCACAGCAGGAGCUCGCCGGCGCCGGACGCGAUGCCGCAAGUGCGAGGCCUGCCUGCGGACGGAGUGUGGAGAGUGCCACUUCUGCAAGGACAUGAAGAAGUGGGGGCCCGGACGCAUGAAGCAGAGCUGCAUCCUGCGGCAGUGCAGCGUGCUGCCCCACACCGCUGUGUGCCUUGUGUGUGGCGAGGCAGGGAAGGAGGACACAGUGGAAGAGGAGGAAGGCAAGUUUAACCUCAUGCUCAUGGAGUGCUCCAUCUGCAACGAGAUCAUCCACCCUGGAUACCUUAAGAUUAAGGAAUCAGAGGGUGUGGUCAACGUUGAGCUUCCCAACUGCUGGGAGUGUCCAAAGUGUAACCAUGCUGGCAAGACCGGGAAACAAAAGCGUGGCCCUGGCUUUAAGUAUGCCUCCAACCUGCCCGGCUCCCUGCUCAAGGAGCAGAAGAUGAACCGGGACAACAAGGAAGGGCAGGAGCCUGCCAAGCGGAGGAGUGAGUGUGAAGAGCCUCCCCGACGCAGGUCAGACAAGCACCCCAAGAAGGUGCCCGCAGAUAGCAUUCUACGCCGAAAGUCUGAUGAUGUGCACCUAAGGAGGAAGCGGAAAUAUGAGAAGCCCCAAGAGCUGAGUGGACGCAAGCGAGCCUCGACGCUUCAAACGUCCCCCGGUUCCUCUCACUUCUCGCCGAGGCCCCCUCUAGGCAGCAGUCUCAGCCCUUGGUGGAGAUCCAGUCUCACUUACUUCCAGCAGCAGCUAAAACCUGGCAAAGAAGACAAACUUUUCAGGAAAAAGCGGCGGUCCUGGAAGAACGCCGAGGAUCGGUUGGCACUGGUCAACAAACCCCUUCGGCGCUUCAAGCAGGAACCAGAGGACGAUCUGCCUGAGGCACCUCCUAAGACCCGGGAGAGUGACCAGUCACGCUCCAACUCACCCACCGCUGGGCCCAGCACUGAAGGGGCUGAAGGCCCAGAAGAGAAGAAAAAGGUGAAGAUGCGCCGGAAACGGCGGCUUCCCAACAAGGAGCUGAGCAAAGAGCUAAGCAAGGAGCUCAACCACGAGAUCCAAAAGACAGAGAGUACCUUGGCCCAUGAGAACCACCAGCCCAUCAAGUCAGAGCCCGAGAGUGAGAACGAGGAGCCAAAGAGGCCCCUAAGCCACUGCGAGCGCCCCCACCGCUUCAGCAAGGUCAACGGCACUGCUCCGGAGCUGCGGCACCCCCUGGGGCCUGGCCUGCGCAGCCCACCUCGUGUUAUCUCCCGGCCCCCAGCCUCUGCGUCCCCACCUAAGUGCAUCCAGAUGGAGCGUCAUGUGAUCCGGCCGCCACCCAUCAGCCCCCCACCUGACUCGCUGCCCCUUGAUGAUGGAGCAGCCCAUGUCAUGCACAGGGAGGUGUGGAUGGCAGUCUUCAGAUACCUCAGCCACCAAGACCUGUGUGUCUGCAUGCGGGUCUGCAGGACCUGGAACCGCUGGUGCUGCGAUAAGCGGUUGUGGACCCGCAUUGACCUGAACCACUGCAAGUCCAUCACGCCCCUGAUGCUGAGUGGCAUCAUCCGGCGACAGCCUGUCUCCCUUGACCUCAGCUGGACCAAUAUCUCCAAGAAGCAGCUGAGUUGGCUCAUCAACCGGUUGCCUGGGCUCCGAGACUUGGUGCUGUCAGGCUGCUCAUGGAUUGCCGUCUCAGCCCUCUGUAGCUCCAGCUGCCCACUGCUCCGGACCCUGGAUGUCCAGUGGGUAGAAGGACUGAAGGAUGCCCAGAUGCGGGACCUCCUGUCCCCACCCACAGACAACAGGCCAGGUCAGAUGGACAAUCGGAGCAAGCUCCGGAACAUUGUAGAACUGCGCCUAGCUGGCCUGGACAUCACAGAUGCCUCCCUGCGGCUCAUUAUCCGCCAUAUGCCCCUGCUCUCCAAGCUCCACCUCAGUUACUGUAACCACGUCACUGAUCAGUCCAUCAACCUGCUCACUGCAGUCGGCACUACCACCCGAGACUCUCUGACAGAGAUCAACCUAUCAGACUGCAAUAAGGUCACUGACCAGUGCCUGUCCUUCAAACGCUGUGGAAAUAUCUGUCAUAUUGACCUGAGGUACUGCAAGCAAGUCACCAAGGAAGGCUGUGAGCAGUUCAUAGCCGAAAUGUCUGUGAGUGUUCAGUUUGGGCAAGUGGAAGAGAAACUCCUGCAGAAACUAAGUUAGU